Bombus huntii is the source of this 5358-nucleotide messenger RNA. RefSeq names its product heparan-sulfate 6-O-sulfotransferase 1-B (gene Hs6st). The record is from RefSeq and is a predicted model, not a curated record. The transcript is spliced from 4 exons. Gene Ontology annotation, cellular component: membrane. The coding region runs from base 88 to 1428 and encodes 446 amino acids. Gene Ontology annotation, molecular function: heparan sulfate 6-sulfotransferase activity. Lineage: Eukaryota; Metazoa; Arthropoda; Insecta; Hymenoptera; Apidae.
GUUCUCUGGGAGAGUAGUUUUGGUCAGGCCGCAUCGGCGAGCGGUACGCGGUGUGUUUAGUGGUGAAAAAAAACAUGGGGCGCGAUAAUGGGCAGACGGUCAAGCGAAGAAGGCGUUAGCGUACUCUCGGUCCUGGUAAAGGACGAUUUAUGCGAGAGGUCCGCGACGAUGGAGUCACGAGCACGGAGGACUCGGUUACGUAGCGUUGUAGGGAUAUGUUUGUUUCUCGCGCUCACGGGCAUCAUUUAUCUCGGCUACUUCUGCCCCGAUCACGUCUGUGCUCUCACGAGCCGCGAGAUCAAGGAGUCCGUGAGAUUGUCCGAGGGUCUGUCCGCUGGUCCCGGCUCCGGUUUGUCUUCCGUUUCCGUCGAAUUCGACAAAAAUGGCCUGCUCUCGGUACAUCCUGCCUUUAGAUUGCAGAGUAUUCAAGGGAGCCUUGGUUACGACGAUGUGUUUACCAAUGAUACCUUUCAGUUUGACAUCAACGGUCACGAUGUCAUCGUUUUCUUGCACAUUCAGAAAACUGGAGGUACAUUGUUUGGAAAACAUUUAGUUAGAGAUUUAGAUCUGCAAAGACCAUGUUCUUGUCAAAGAAGACGCAAGCGUUGUUUUUGUUUCCGUCCAAAUCGCAAUGAAAAUUGGCUUUUUUCACGAUAUUCUACCGGUUGGAAGUGUGGUCUACAUGCUGACUGGACAGAAUUGACUAGCUGUGUUGAUACAGAAUUAAAUAAAAUUGAAGGGGAUGGCAUAAAACGUAGAUACUUUUAUAUAACUAUAAUAAGGGAUCCUGUUGCACGGUAUCUGUCUGAGUUUAGACACGUACAAAGGGGUGCAACAUGGAGAGGAGCUCGUCAUUGGUGUGGAGGAACUCAAGCAAAUAUACCACAGUGUUAUCCUGGAUCUAGUUGGCAAGGGGUAUCUUUGGAACAGUUUAUGGCGUGUCCAUAUAAUUUGGCAAGUAACCGUCAAACAAGAAUGUUGGCUGAUCUAUCAAUUGUUGGUUGUUACAAUUCUACGCUCAGCAGCUUGGAGAGAGAUCGUCUCAUGUUGGCUAGUGCUAAGCACAAUUUGCAAUUCAUGCCUUUCUUCAUGUUGACUGAAUACCAGAAAGUGGGACAGUAUUCCUUUGAAGAAACAUUCGGAAUGAGAUUUGCCGUUGCGUUUGAACAACAUAACGCGACGUUAAGCGCUGCCACAAUGGCUACCCUAAGCACGGAGCAGUUAGAUGCUGUGCGUAGAUUAAACAGACUGGAUCUAGAACUGUAUGAUUUCGCAAAAAAUCUUGCGUUCCAAAGGUUCAAACGACUUAGAGAUCGCGAUCCAUACUUCGUACAACGAUUUCAACACCUUGGAGAAUUACCUUCUAGGCAAAGUGCAACGGAAUUCAAUUGGGAUUCUGUCAUAGAAGAUACUACAGAUGUUGAAUGAUAUGUAAGUAUGUUACUGAUAGAUAAUAUCGAUGCUUUGCAUUCAUGGCCGAGCGAGAAAAAUGUUGCUCUGAAUCUGAGUAUCUCAGGGAAUCAUCCUUGAAAGAAAAAAGAAAUUUUACAUAGAAUUAUUAUAUGCGGCGGUGGUCUGCAUAGAACUUACCAAAAGUGUUUAUAGAAAAUAAUGUGGAUAAGACCAAAGAGAGCCCAGAGAGGAUCUUGGAAUAAACCCUUGGAAUCCUCUUUCGGUAGCUAUAUAUGAAAUGAAAUAUAUAAUCACACAAAUUUUGUUAUGAUUUAUAUAAUGUUCAUAAUUUUUUUUAAAGAGUUCUUCCAUUUAAUGCAAUUUUUGCUUAAAAUAUAUCACAUUUAAACUUUGACUUUGUUAAUGUUUUUACUUCGUAUAAGAUAAAAGCUUGCAAACAGAUUUUUUUAAUGUGUAUUACGAAGUCAAUUCUAGGGAAAAGAUACUAUAAUUAUUUCUUGAAUGCAUACUUACUACUUACAUGAAAAAAUCUAAUAGGAUUAGGAAAAAAUGUUAACUUUAAUAUGUUUUGCAAAAAUAUAAAUGUCUAGUAUUUCAUAUGAUACUCAAUAUUUUAUAUGUAUCUGUUUUAAUAUUCUUCAAAAGUGAUAAAAAUUAGUUCUAUAAUUUAGUAAUAAAAAUUGAAGCCGUGAAUUCCAAAAUAGCACCAGUCUAUCAAUCAAUAUUUCGAGAAAAUCAAUCUUCUUUUGUUUAUUUUUCUUAAUUCAUUAUCGAUUUUGUUGAUUUUUUGUUGUAAGUAUCAAUUGUACGUACAUUUUCAUUAUAUAUAUGUAAAUAUAUAUAUAUCUUUUUUAAUCGUUAUUAAAUAAUCAUGUUCUUUGUAAGUAGUUUCGUAAAACCGUAAACUUGUGCUGUUUUGGAAAUUAUCGAGUAAUUUAUUAUUGUACUUUCAGCCAACUUAUUAAAAAAAUGGUAUUUAACAAAAAAACAUGUUUAUUCGCCGACCCAAAUUUUACUGCAUGAGUCAUCAUUCUAGAUUUCUCAGUGAAUCUAUAUUUCUGUAAUAAGUUUUCGAAGCAUGUGCGAUGAUUUGAGUUCACCGGCUGGCACUCUGCAAGUUUUAAUGACAUCUUAUCUUUAUAAGCAUUCUGCGCGCUAAAAGUUGAAACUGGUGUUUUCUUUAAAUUAGAAUAACUGCGUGAUUAGUUGCUCAUCGAUAUGUCGUCGUUGAAAAUUGUCGUGCAGGAUGGCAUAUUUUCAUUGUUUAAAAAUGUUAUUAGACAGAUUUGAGUAAACUAAAAACAAUUAUGUCAAUGACUCAUAUAAUGUCAAACAGUGGACUUAUGCUGCUUUGGAAUUUAUGGCUUCAAUUACUAAUAUGAAUUGAUACAUAAUCUUCUUGCUUUAUUUUUUCGUUUCUACGAUUAAAUUUACUUUCAACACAUACCGUAUAUGAUGUAAAUUCUACAAUAGUGGUAUCUUUAAUCGUUAUUCUAUAGCAAAUUAAAAGUAUCAUUUAAGAAAUGUAAUUAUGCCUGCUUCUGUUUAAAAAGAAUUUAAAAAAAAUGAAAUAUUUCUUGCUUUAAAAUUACAUCUGAGGUUAUAAAUUAGAUUACGAUCGAUAUUCCUAAUUAACACGUGAAAGAGAUAAUAAAAGUGACAUAAUAUACAGCAUGUAUAAAAAUCUCUAUUUAUAGCGGUUUUCAAUGGAAGGAUAAAUAUUACAAAUUAAUUUUGUAAAUAUAUCUAAAAGUCUAUAUUUUUUAAUAGAAUCAUUUGCAGUGUUAUUUGAAUAAAGUGGUAAUAGGAUUAAUAAAAGCGAUUUAUAUAGCUUAAGUGAUAAACUGUUCGUGUGAAUGUUGGAAUGAAUGAUCAUUGGAUAAACGUGUUUAAUAUUAGAUGCUGAUUAUUUGUCAGUGUAACUGUUCACAAAGAUCAUGUUGUUUUAGCACACAUUCCUUUCAGUUAAAUUGUUUUAAUUUGUUACUUACAUGCAAACAUUGAAAGAGUCGUAUUUACAGUUUAAUCAAUCUUUCGUUCAAAGGUAAUAAUUAUUGCAUUACAAAAUUAAGUAAAUCGCGUUAAGUUGAAAAGAUCAUGUACUUGUUUAAUGUGUUAGAAUCACACGUGCAAUAAGACUCAAUGGGUUACCAUUAUAAAUAUUUCAUCCAGUCAUCAAAUAAAUGUAAUAUAUUCUAUGUACAUUAGAUAUAUUUAGAUAACUAGCAUUAAAUCAUUACGAAGCAAAAUGCAAAAGCUCUCUUUAGCAGCGUAUUCGUCGAUUACGUAAGUGAUCCACGAACGUUUCCAAACUUCUUCAGCGAUUAAUAGAAAUGCGUGGCACACGUAAACUUUCACAAAUGUUCAGAAACGUUCGUGAGCGUUGCUGAUGUCGUCGUAUAAUUACAUUUCAAAUGAAAUUUGUUAUCAUUUGUGUCUAGUGCAAAAAAAGAGAACAUCAUCGACGAAAAAUGUUCACGGAUGUUGUUGUUGUUCGUUAGCAUUUAUGUGGACCAGUGUUCAUCAUAAAUGCUAUGUAAUAUAAUGCUUAUGUAAUAUCUCCAAAUGCUCACAAACAUUUAUGAACAUUGUAUGCGUCCGGUGAAUACGUGGGUUUUAACGUGUACCAUUAGUCUUCUGUAUGAUUACCACGUUUAUAUUGUAAGUUGAAUCAUAAAAUGAGUGCCAUGAGUGAUAUAAAACAAAUGGAUCUGUUCUUUUAGCUUUGCUAUUAGAAAUGAUUUAUAUUAACUGGAAAAGUAUAUCGUCUUUUCUAACGUUCUUAAAUUUCAGGCUUUCUAUGGCCUAUGUUAAAUGUGUUUCUUUUUUGUUGACUUGUGUUUGAUAGUAGUAUCAAUUUAAUUUUUGACAAAAUGAAGUAUAAUGUUUUUGGAGUAUUAUUUAAAAGUGUAGACAAGAAUUAAUUUGGUACUAUUAUCAUUCAGACGUGAACAACUUAUGGGCAAUCUAUUUAUAAAUAUAUAUAUAAUAUUAAGUAUGUAAUAUGAUUAACGAUAAUGAUCAUUUAAAAGUAACGUUAAGGACCAAAGAUUUAAUAAGUUUUUACAAAAAUGCAGAGAGCUUGUUAAAAGCAAUUGUAAAAAGGAAACUUUUAUAUGUUCUUAAACAGAGUGAUCAUUAUAAUUGCAAUAAGUGAAAAGAUGUAUUUCAAGAUCUUUCCACUUGAUAUAUAGGUACAAUAAUAUAAUUAGAAGGUAUCUACUUGGAUGAAAACACAAAUGAUUGUUUAAGCAACUGAUGCACAGGAACAGAUUUUUAGCAAUAUAUCGCUAUUUUCGCGUACUUGCCUUCGCUAUACGCUAACAUCUUCGAAAUAAUUUAGAAAUGAUCGAACUUAAAUUACACAGGGUGUGCAGUAUUUUAAAAUUAACAUCACACAUUUAGGAACGUCGUGUAUAUUAUUUUAUCGAAUCUUUUAAGUUUCACUAAUUACAUGUAUCUCUGCCAUUUUUUCAUCGUGUUAGUAUGUUUAUCUCAUUACGUGUGCAACAGGAUGCUUGUGACUAUAACAUUUAUGGGGUUGAUAGUUACUUGCAUUAUCAGCAUUGUAAAAAUGAACUCAUACUCGUCAGAUUAGCGUGAAUGAAAGGCUAGCUUUAAUAUGUAAUAUGAAAUUUUUAGCAUGAAUUUAAGUUGUAAUAAAAAAAAAAAAAGAAUAAUGAGGACAAAAAUCCAUGACAGUAGCCUAAUAAAGCAAAAUAUAGGCCUAAGCCAAUGGUACCUUAUGUAAGCCAGCCAGUGUACAUACCAUACCAUUAAAUCAUUAAGGAACAAUAAAUUGUUGUGUACACAAUAUUAUAUACAAUCUUAUACAGACAUAUAUAUAUAUAUAUAUAUAUAUAUUAUAUAAAAAUAUUAUAUGUAAGUUGUACACAUAUUUAAAAUUAUGUUAUUUGAUUAUUAAACAAUUAUACAAAAACUAUA